CCACGGUCUUGAGUCUUUCUCAGUUCUCAUCUAAUCGCCGUCCGUACAGAUGCCGCGCCAGGUAAAGAAGAAAGGACGUAGCGCCUCGUUUACUUGGGACUACCGUAGUCUGAAUAACACUGAGUCUAAUCAUGAGUCCACGGAUGACACAGAGUCUGAUUCCGGAACGUCGUUACUCGACGAGAAGGAAUGGACGUCCUUGCACCAUGUUGUACGGUGUGAUGAGUAUGAGGCCGGGGAAGAUGUUCUUGUCUGGGGUCAGGGAAUGAACCCAAACAUUGACUAUGAUAUCCACAAAUACUGGGUCGGGCGAAUUAUCGAGUUUGCCACAAAAGUCGAGGAAGAUGACAAGGAUGAGAAGAAGGACUGGGCUCGAGUGCAGUGGUACUACUCUCGACGUGAUAUCGCACACGUCAAUCCAUUGCUUGACGCAAAGGGUGCUGAUCCCUGGGAACGACUGUUAUCGGAUCAUUUCGACUCAAUCCCUGUUUCUACGAUCAAAGAGCCUGUCAUUGUCCGUAGAUAUGACGAGUCAGCUCUCAUACCCUGGGAGAAACACGAAGGUCAAUUCUAUUGCUGCUACAAUUAUGACUUCAACAAGUUUAAAGUGACCCCUCAGGCAAAAAAGCAGCUCUCAUUUGAUGAGACUCCAUCACCUGCAGAGUGGCAGAUGUUGGAUCGUUUCGAUUCCAUUGUUGAGGAAACACGUGAAGAGGGAUCCAGGUCUGAAUAUCGAGCAGGGCAAGACAUCCUGGUCAUGAACUCGGCUGGAGAGAAAGUGGACUAUCCCCUGCACCAAUGUUUCGUAGCAAAGAUAGUGGAAUUUGGUCUGCGGAAGAUAGAAGGAAAGGAAAUGUGGUGGGUGAGAGUACAAUGGUACUACUCCAAGGCAGAGCUGUCUCAGCAACUAAGAGGCUUCGAGCACAGAACAUGGGGACGUUACGAGCGCAUUCUCACUACUCAUUUUGAUCAUAUUGCAUUCGCCCGUGUCAUAGGGCACACUGUCGUCAAGAGAUAUUCCGAGACAAGCCUCUACCAAGAACAAAUCAACGAUGGUGAAUUUUAUUGUCGACGUCUACGAUAUGAUCCAGAGAGAAAUGAAUUUUCGCCUCCGAAUCUCCCUCUGUGCCACGGCACGUUCGGAUGCAACCAACCUUACAGCCCGGAUCAUGACACAGUCAUGCAUUUCUGUCCGCGUCCGAAUUGCCAGAGGUGGUACCAUCAACCAUGUCUACUGUAUGACCGACACUUCGACACUCGUAUGGGGAGAGCUGAACGCGACGGACGUAUGCUAUCUUCGGUUCCUGAUGACGAUGAAGGACCUUUUGCUCUGCGUUCCGCUCUCACUAUCAGAAUAUCAACCAGAUCUCACCCCACGGCGACAACACCUCAAAUAUGGGCAUAUCAAGAACCAAAUUUGCAAGGUGCUAGUGGUAUUAUGUUAGAGGAGCUACCAAGGGAGUUGGUGAAGGUAGCACAGUCACCGAUUAUCAAAGGAGUGGGGAUAGGAAUUGCGGGGAAUAUAAAGGAGGUGAUUGAGGCGCGGAGAUUGGUCCUGGAUUGUCUUGAGCUGAAGGAUGGCCAUGAUGUGAAGGCCAGGUGCUAUAAGUGGAUGGAACGACGACUUGGCUAUAGAAAGAUCGAAAAGGAAGAGGCCAAGGAUGCGGUGGGAGAAGGCGUGCGUGAAGGCUAG
Molecule: messenger RNA, 1693 nt
Organism: Stereum hirsutum FP-91666 SS1
Lineage: Eukaryota; Fungi; Basidiomycota; Agaricomycetes; Russulales; Stereaceae
Exons: 14
Coding region: 50-1693 (547 amino acids)
Molecular function (GO): chromatin binding
Source: RefSeq, a predicted model, not a curated record